This is a messenger RNA of Halteromyces radiatus, 987 nucleotides long. RefSeq names its product diacylglycerol acyltransferase type 2A. Gene Ontology annotation, cellular component: endoplasmic reticulum membrane. Lineage: Eukaryota; Fungi; Mucoromycota; Mucoromycetes; Mucorales; Cunninghamellaceae. The record is from RefSeq and is a predicted model, not a curated record. Gene Ontology annotation, molecular function: diacylglycerol O-acyltransferase activity. Bases 1 to 987 code for a protein of 328 amino acids. The transcript is spliced from 5 exons. Gene Ontology annotation, biological process: triglyceride biosynthetic process.
AUGGCACCACUCAAUGUACCUCUAGAACGACGAUUACAAACAUUAGCUACUCUUAUCUAUGGUAUUGAACCUUCAGUAGUCAUUGGCUUUUUUAUAUUUCUUUGGACAAUACCAUUCCUUUGGCCUAUUUUAAUAGCUUAUGUGAUUUGGAUUAUUAAGGAUGAAGCUCCUGUUCGUGGUGGACGAAGAAUUGAAUGGGUUCGUCGUCUCAAGUUUUGGAAAUAUUUUGCUGAAUAUUUUCCUGUCAAUAUUAUCAAGGAAUCAGACUUGGAUCCAAGCAAAAAUUAUAUAUUUGGAUAUCAUCCACAUGGUAUUUUGGCAUAUGGUGCAGUGAUUACUUUUGCAACUGAAGGCAAUGGUUUUAGUCAACAGUUUCCUGGUAUUGAAACUAAUUUGAUGACUCUACAUUCCAAUUUCAAAAUGCCAUUUCAUCGGGAUUAUCUAUUAUCACUUGGAAUCUGCUCUGUCUCUCGAAAAUCAUGCAAAUAUAUCUUACAAAGAACUGGUCGUUCUAUUGCUAUUGUUGUGGGUGGUGCUACUGAGUCUUUACAUGCUUACCCUGGUAUUAUCGAUCUGACUCUGAAGAAACGUCUUGGUUUUGUGAAAAUUGCUGUAGAAACAGGUGCUAGCUUGGUUCCAGUUUUAUCUUUUGGUGAAAAUGAUAUUUAUGAUCAAAUCAAAAGCGAACAAGGUUCUUGGUUAUGGCUUUUACAAAAAAGAAUUCAAGCUGCUUUGGGUUUUACUAUGCCUCUUUUCCAUGGAAGAGGCAUUUUUAAUUAUGAUAUUGGAUUGAUGCCUCACCGUAAACCUUUGAAUGUUGUUUUUGGUAAUCCUAUUGAUCCUCCUUCAAAUGUCUCUGAUGAAGAAAAGGAUAAUGUCGUUCAAGACCUCCAUACUCAGUAUAUGAAUAGUCUUCAAGCAAUUUGGGAUAAAUACAAAGAUGAUUUUGCUCCUAAUCGUGUUCAAGAAUUAGCAUUUGUUGGUUAA